Messenger RNA from Geodia barretti, 1083 nucleotides. The record is from the annotation of a GenBank genome assembly. Lineage: Eukaryota; Metazoa; Porifera; Demospongiae; Tetractinellida; Geodiidae.
UGGGUGGGCAGAACCGACUGGUUCUCUCUAUUUACAGCUUGUUCAGACGCAAUUACGAGUCGAGAGAGUGGGCUUUAUGUAGAGGGGAGGGUGGCUGGAGGAAAAACGAAGGCUCGCGCAGACGUUGAGCAGCGGUCUCACGCAAGAGUCGGUCGACGAUCAUGGAAGACGCACGCGAGAUUCUCUCCGUGCACCUGUCCUCGUUCCUGACGCCAGCCUCCUUGCUUCUUUUCCACCUGUUGAGCCCAGGCGGGUUCCUGGGCACUCCUCUGCUCGCUCUCUCCCUCUCUCCCUCGCGGCGUCCCUGGCCGCUCUCCUAGCACCGUUCCUCUUCCUCAGUCCGGUACCGUUGGAGCCAAGCAGCCCCGGCCCCGUCAAACCCUUCCGUCACUACGUCUACGAGCACAAGGAUACGAAACGACACGGGACCCCAGACGGAAUACUCCUUACAAAGGGGAGCUCCUUCCUGCAAGUGCUACUGGCUUCGACAACGAUAUAUGUGAUAGUAGGAACAUUACUAGGAGCCGACCCAUUCAGGCAGCUGGUAGGGACUGUGGUGUGGGCUCUGCUGAUGACCUCUCUGACCUCUGUACCAGUGGUGGCUCUACUGGACACGGAGCACCAGACGUGGAGAAGAGUCCUCCUGGACAGAAUAUUCAUCAACAGUGCAGAGAGAGGGCUGUAUGUAAUGGUGAUGUCGACUCUGCUAGGAGCAUGGAUCGGUGCGGUACCAAUCCCUCUGGACUGGAACAGACCAUGGCAGGUGUGGCCAAUACCGUGCUGCUGUGGAGCAGUGCUGGGGAGUCUACUGGGCAGCAGCUACAGUCUCCUAGCCCAGCAUUUCUCCUUCUACCCCGCCCAGCUCAACCUCCAGUCUCGCUGGCACUCGCUGCAUCACCAGUACAAGACACCACCACACCGGCUGACAAUAAACUAACAGUCCACAAGUCGAUCUCAUGCAAGAAUCAGCACGCACAUGUGCAGUUGCACUCGCACACCCAAAUCAACAACACACCAUUCCUUGGACAAUUCCGAGAGUUGCAAAAUAGUUAGAAAUUUGUGUUGGUGUGUGUAUAAAUUAUA